Messenger RNA from Rotaria sp. Silwood2, 1212 nucleotides. Lineage: Eukaryota; Metazoa; Rotifera; Eurotatoria; Philodinida; Philodinidae. The record is from the annotation of a GenBank genome assembly.
AUGAUGUUGGCGAUUUUAACUCUUCUAGUGAUAUUCAUUGUAUUUUCUCCGGUGAUUGUAUUACAAGUACAGAAACAUGAUCCAGAUUGUGAUUAUAAUAUAACACAGUUAAUUCAGAGUAAAGGUUAUCCAUGUGAAGAACAUAAAGUAAUUACAAAUGAUGGUUAUAUUCUUGGUAUUUUUCGUAUUCGACAUGGUCGAAACUCAUCAUCAUUAACAGGUCGACCUGUUCUUCUUCAACAUGGUCUUCUUGAUUCGGCUGCAACAUGGGUAAUGAAUUUUCCAGAUCAAAGUCUUGGUUAUAUUCUUGCUGAUGCUGGUUAUGAUGUUUGGCUUGGUAAUGUCCGUGGAAAUUAUUAUUCACGUGCUCAUGUUAAAUACAAUCCUGAUCGUGAUGAAGAAUUUUGGGAUUUUAGUUGGGAUGAUAUGGCAAAAGAUGAUCUUCCCUCAAUGAUUUAUUAUAUACUGAAUGCAACAAAAUAUACACAAAUUGGUUAUAUUGGUCAUUCACAAGGUACAAUGAUUGCUUUUGCAGAAUUUGGUCGUUCUGAUAGUAUCAUUCAAAAUAAUAUUAGUUUCUAUGGUGCUUUAGCACCUGUUGCUCAUUUAGGACAUAUAAAAUCUCCAAUAAAAUAUUUAUCAUUGACAUCAAAAGAAUUAGAACUGUAUUGGCAUUUAUUAUUUGGUCGUAAUGAAUUUCUACCAUCAUCUUAUAUAAUAAAAUGGUUUGGAACAUUUGCAUGUGGAGACAUUAUAAUUGAUCGAUUAAUAUGUGAGAAUGUUUUAUUUGUGUUAUGUGGACCAGAAAAGAAAAAUAUGAAUAAUUCACGAAUUCCAGUUUAUGUAUCGCAUGCACCUGAUGGAACAUCUGUAAAGAAUAUGAUUCAUUAUGCACAAGGUGUUCAAUCAAAUGUAUUUCGAGCAUAUGAUUAUGGUUCACCUCAAAAAAAUUACUUGCAUUAUAAUCAAACAACACCACCUGAAUAUAAUAUUCAUGAAUUAAAAAUCCCAACGGCAAUAUUUUGGUCACCUGAUGAUUGGCUUGCUGAUGCAGUCGAUGUUGCUUAUAUUUUUGAUAAAUUACAAAGUCUUGCCUAUGAAAAAUGUAUUACAGAUUAUAAUCAUCUUGAUUUCGUAUGGGCUAUAUCAGCUAAUAAAAUUAUUUAUUCUGAUUUACUUAAUGUAAUGCACAAAUAUCACCCAUCUAAUUAA